This is a messenger RNA of Prorocentrum cordatum, 711 nucleotides long. The record is from the annotation of a GenBank genome assembly. NCBI's taxonomy places the organism in Eukaryota, Dinophyceae, Prorocentrales, Prorocentraceae.
AUGCCGCACGUGUUCAACGACCAGAAAGGCAAGUUCGAACAGGUGCAUUCUUUCAAGGUCCCGCAGUGCCCGUCCAAGAGCGUGCUGAAGCGUCAGCGGAACUCGGAGUACAUGAAGUUCCUCCUCGCCUCCGAGCCGGUGCCGGAGUCUGGGGGACGCGGGCUCUCCACCUCCGCCGACCUUUGCCAGGCUAGCACUGGGCCCUGGAUUCGGUGUACACUGCCUUGCAAGCUUGGAGGCCCGCUGCCAGUUCAGUUAUCGAAGUUUUCGCUCAGUUGUGGGGCGUGCCAACAAAAAGGCACAGCUGCCUCUGGCAGGCCGCAGGCGCGACCGCACGGGCAGCAUUGGGCCUCCAGGCGGCCAGAGGUCGGCGUGCCCACUGGUCGCGGGCCUGGGGCCGCCCUCGGCCAGGGCCGCUGCGGGUGGGCAGCCGACCCCCCCCCCCGAGGAGAAGAUGGCCGCCCGGCUGGCCGCCAAGGCGCAGCAGGAGUGAGGAGCCCGCCAGGGCCCCCUGCGGCCAGCGUGGCCAGCGCGGCCGGGCGCCCUCCGCGCGCGCGAAGGGCGCCCUCCGGGGGGGCCAGGCGCGCGCCGGCGUGCGGAACUGGCGCCCCUGGCGCCGGGAGGCGUGACGGCGCAGUCAGCCUCGUUGAGAGGGCAGCGCAGGCGUCGAUGCCAAGGUUUGCCGAGGUUUGGCCGCGUCAGCAGCCAUAG